AUGUCGAAUUCUUUUGCUUUUCCUUCUAUACAUGACUUUCCACCGUUUUAUACAUUUCAACCAACUCAAACAACAUGGCAAAAUCAAGUUGCGCUUUGGUCAGAAAUAAUUUUAUCAUAUUAUAGACAUCACAAAUUAUAUCGUCUUGAAUUAUCCGAAGCAUUAAAUAGUGAAUUGUUUUAUAAUAAAGGAAUUAAUCGAAGAUUAAAGCUUGAUACAUUAAAAAUGAUAAUUGACGAAAUGGUUAAACAAGGAAUGGCAGAAUGGGAUUCACCACCUAAAAAAACUACCGCAAUUAUUUAUUGGAGAAAACCAGAAGAAUGGGCAACCUUAAUUAAUAAUUGGGUAUUUGAAGCUGGAAUGACGAAUUCUAUAUUAACAGUAUAUGAAAUUGCACAUGGGGAUACUACUGAGGGCUUGGAAUUUCAUAAGUUGGAUCAGAUAAUUUUAAUGAAAUCAUUGGAUAUAUUAGUGAAAAAAGGUGUAGCACAGACAUUUCAAGGUACUAGUGUUGAUGAUAUAG
Messenger RNA from Funneliformis caledonium, 523 nucleotides. NCBI's taxonomy places the organism in Eukaryota, Fungi, Glomeromycota, Glomeromycetes, Glomerales, Glomeraceae. The record is from the annotation of a GenBank genome assembly.